AUAUGCCUUUUUUUUCUUCGAAUUUUCUCUUUUACUCGCUCGAAAAAGAAGCUGUCGCCGGAGGCCCUGAGAUCAGAAGGUAGGCGUGUAGGAUUUGGGUCGCUGUCAAUAUCUUCUCGUUUACUUGAUCUGGAAAGCCAAAGCUUCUUUCUUGCUGUAUAUAGCAGAAUGAAUCCAUGUAAUCGAUCUCAUCUCAGCUCUGUUUCGAAUUCAUCACGACUUUCCCAUUGCUACCGAUCCAAGCAGCUUAGUUUCAUCUUGUUUUUGAGCUUUUUCUCGUGAAAAAAAUCGGUCUUUUCGGUGCUUUGUUUCUGAUUUUUCUAUUCUCAGUUUGAUUCGAUUCCUUGCGGACGGUUCCCGAACUUAUCUGUCUCCAUUCCUUUUCGAAGUGCUCUCAAAACCCUAGCUAUUUACUCGACAAAGAAUUACGAAAAUCCUCUAUCUCUUCUAUAAAGAGAGCGCUUUGUUAAGCCUUCGACUUCUAUCCAACUGCUGAAAGGGGGAAAUCGUUUGGGUUUGAUUUCUGUAUUUAAAAUGGUGUCAAGAUCCUACUCCAAUCUCCUCGAACUCGCCUCCGGGGAGCCAUCUUCAUUAGGGCGGCUUAGACGGCUGAUUCCCCGCGUCGUCACGGCUUCCGGCAUUGUCCCUGACAUAGACUCUUCCUCUUCCUCCUCUGAUACAGACGACACGGACGAUGGAUCAUCCUCCUCCGCUCCUAAUGGCCGGACGAUCAUAGUGGCCAACCAGCUCCCAAUUCGCGUUCACCGCCGGCAUGGCGGCGGCCGGGGAUGGUCCUUCUCGUGGGAUGAAGAUUCCCUUCUGCUUCAGCUCAAGGACACCAUUGGCGACCGGGCAGGAGGCAUGGAGUUCAUCUAUGUAGGUUGCCUUGGCCAUGAAAUUCCUCCCUCCGAGCAAGACGAAGUGUCACAAGUCCUAUUAGAGAAGUUCAACUGCGUCCCAACCUUCCUCCCGCCAGACCUCUUAUCUAGAUUCUACCAUGGUUUCUGCAAACAGCAUCUAUGGCCUCUUUUCCAUUAUAUGCUUCCGCUAUCUGCAGAGCUUGGCGGUCGAUUCAACCGAUCUCUAUGGCAGGCUUAUGUAUCUGCAAACAAGGUGUUUGCUGAUAAGAUUUUAGAAGUUAUCAGCCCAGAUGAUGACUUCGUUUGGGUUCAUGACUAUCAUCUCAUGAUUCUCCCCACCUUCCUCAGGAAGAGGUUUAAUAGAGUAAAGCUCGGAUUUUUCCUACAUAGCCCGUUUCCUUCGUCGGAGAUUUACAAGACUUUGCCUGUUCGUGAAGAGAUUCUUCGAGCUCUGCUCAACUCAGAUCUAAUUGGAUUCCAUACUUUCGAUUAUGCCCGCCAUUUCUUAUCUUGUUGCAGCCGGAUGCUUGGGCUUACUUAUGAAUCAAAGAGGGGGUAUAUUGGUUUGGAGUACUAUGGUAGAACUGUAAGUAUUAAAAUUCUCUCAGUUGGGAUUCAUAUGGGACAGUUGAAAUCUGUUCUGAGCUUGCCGGGGACUGAGAUGAAGGUUUUAGAACUUAUGAAGCAAUUCUCCAGCCAGGGUAGGACAAUGCUGCUUGGGGUUGAUGACAUGGAUAUAUUCAAAGGAAUCAGCUUGAAGCUUUUAGCUUUUGAGCAACUUCUCUUGCAACACCCUGGGUGUCAAGGCAAAGUAGUUCUGGUUCAGAUUGCAAAUCCUGCAAGAGGUAAGGGGAAGGAUGUGGUGGAGGUGCAGGCUGAAAGCCAUGCAAUGGUGAAACGGAUUAAUGAAACGUUUGGCCGACCAGGUUAUGAACCUGUGAUCAUGAUAGAUAAGCCGCUGCAGUUUUACGAGCGGGUGGCGUAUUAUGUGGUGGCCGAGUGUUGUUUGGUGACUGCAGUGAGGGAUGGAAUGAAUCUCAUACCUUAUGAGUACAUUGUCUCGCGACAAGGGAACGAGAGAUUGGAUCAAGCACUGGGUCUUAGCCCUUCCAUGCCUAGAAAGAGCAUGUUAGUGGUAUCGGAGUUCAUCGGAUGCUCCCCAUCUUUGAGCGGGGCCAUUCGGGUGAAUCCUUGGAACAUUGAUGCUGUAGCAGAUGCCAUGGAUUCUGCAUUGGAGAUGCCAGAGGCAGAAAAACAGUUGAGGCAUGAAAAACACUAUAGAUAUGUGAGUACUCAUGAUGUGGGCUAUUGGGCUAACAGUUUUCUUCAAGAUUUGGAGAGAACUUGCAGGGAUCAUAUCAGGAGGAGAUGUUGGGGAAUUGGUUUUGGUCUGGGGUUUAGAGUUGUUGCCUUAGAUCCAAAUUUCAGGAAGCUAUCUAUGGAGCAUAUUGUGUCUGCAUAUAGAAGAACUAGCACACGAGCGAUUCUUUUGGAUUAUGAUGGUACUCUCAUGCCUCAAGCUUCCAUUGAUAAGAGCCCAAGCCAGCAAUCAAUCGAGAUGCUUAACAGCCUGUGCUGUGACAAGAACAAUGUAGUCUUUCUUGUCAGUGCUCGUAGCCGUAGCACACUCAGUGACUGGUUCUCCCCUUGUGAGAAUCUGGGAAUGGCAGCUGAACAUGGCUAUUUCUUAAGGCUUAAUAGAGAUGCAGAAUGGAAGACUUGCAUUCCUGUGGCUGACUGCAGCUGGAAGCCAAUUGCGGAACCUGUAAUGAGUCUAUACACUGAGACCACUGAUGGUUCCACCAUUGAAGACAAAGAGACCUCCAUGGUUUGGUGUUAUGAGGAUGCAGACCCUGAUUUUGGAUCUUGCCAAGCUAAGGAGCUUCUGGAUCAUCUAGAAAGUGUGCUCGCAAAUGAGCCAGUUUCAGUGAAGACUGGUCAGAAUAAUGUUGAGGUCAAGCCUCAGGGAGUGAGCAAAGGUCUUGUAGCUGAGCAAUUGCUUUCCACCAUGAGGGAGAGAGGAUUGUUACCAGACUUUGUUCUUUGCAUUGGAGAUGACAGAUCCGACGAAGACAUGUUCGAAGUGAUAACCGGUGCUGUCGAUGGCCACUCAUUGCCGCCGUCGGCUGAAGUUUUUGCAUGCACAGUCGGUCGGAAGCCCAGCAAGGCAAAGUACUAUUUGGAUGAUACAGCUGAGAUUGUCAGGUUGAUGCAGGGUUUGGCUUCAGUCUCUGAACAAUCAUUAGAGACAUUUGUGUCUGCACAGUAAAAGAACUGAUACAAAAAUGGCAGACUUUCAUCUGGUAGUUUUAUUGUAGGCAUAUCAUGCUUAUCCUUUGUGCAUUUAAGACUUUAUUUAGUAGGUUGGAAAUGGGCUAAUGUUUUUCAUUUUAUAACUUUACAGUGAUGGAAAAUUGUUUUUUUGUUCUCUUUUUAAUCUGAUAAACAUUUGAAUAUGUUUCAUUGAUAA
This is a messenger RNA of Dendrobium catenatum, 3330 nucleotides long. Its product is annotated as alpha,alpha-trehalose-phosphate synthase [UDP-forming] 6. Gene Ontology annotation, cellular component: cytosol. Gene Ontology annotation, biological process: trehalose biosynthetic process. Gene Ontology annotation, molecular function: catalytic activity. The transcript has 3 exons. The coding region runs from base 535 to 3129 and encodes 864 amino acids. The record is from RefSeq and is a predicted model, not a curated record. NCBI's taxonomy places the organism in Eukaryota, Viridiplantae, Streptophyta, Magnoliopsida, Asparagales, Orchidaceae.